UGUAACUUUGGAGGCUCAGUGAGCAAAAUAUUUUGUCCGUAGAGGAUAGGAAAGUUGAUGACAUUGAUUGACAUUUUUCCAACAAUUUCGGCUGCUGCUCAUGUUAGUGAACACAUAAGCGUUGAUCAACUAAUGCAAGGACACACUCCCUGGUUAUCUUCGGUCAUUCAUUAGGCCAGCUGACCCAUGGAGGACAGAACAGACAGUCCCACAGCUGUGAAGGUGGAGGAGCAUUCUCGUUGUUUCAUCCUGACUUACUUUCAUGGGGACAUCAACAGCAUGGUGGAUGCUCACUUCACCCGUGCUCUCAGCAAAGUCUGUAAAGCCAAGGCACCGGCAGCAAAGACAAAGACAAUUCGUAAAACUAUUAAAUUGGAGGAUACCAGCCACCAUCAGAGGAGUGCUCCUGACUGUUACUCAGAGUCACAGGUCCCUCCUGCAGCAGGACGUCUCCUUAACUUCAGCCCUGCAGACAACGCUCCUGGCUCCUGGAACUCGUUCACAACCAGGGCAGGAGAGGGCCUGGGGUUGCCGUCCAUUACCUACUCUCUGUCCCCAGAAGGGUUGAAUCUUACGGGACAGCAGUACACCACAUCCCUGCUCAACCUGCUGGAUAGUGACCGGGUUGAGAUGGGACCCAGCAUGGCCUCCAGCUCCAAGCCAAUACUGCAUUCCAGCUGGACGGUGCCUCAAGGAUAUAGAGACUCCGUGGACCCUGCUGUAGGCUUUGAACCUGGACGGCAUCUGGACAAGAAGGACUUGUACUGGUAUUGAAGAGAGAGUGGCUGGAGCAGCAGAGACAUGGAACAGCUUCAACUACACCACAUACGCCCGGCUUUCUGUUCAGAUCUCAGAUAAUCUUUUGUCAAACAGGCCUCACUGAAAGUCAUAUACACAGAAGAAACGCUGCAGCACUUCCUGUUUCAGUGAAAUGACCUCAGUACAUCAGCAUGUACUAACUGCAACAACUAUUUUGGAAGGGAACACUCUUUGACAAACCUGUUCUUCAACUCUGUCGCUCCUCUCAAAGAUUUCAAAGCACUGUAUAUGUUGGAUGAAGGGCAUUUUCUUGUGUUUUUAUCAGGCACUUCACUUAGUGGGCCUGCACCAGUAAAUAGACCAGCAUUACUGUAAGUCAAAGUGUGAACAUUUGUGAGUGUAUAAAUAUUGAUGCAAAUAUCUAUCUAGUUUACCCUAUAUAAGCUUGUGUUGCUUUGAGAAUAUUUCAUAUGUAAAAACAAAACAAAAUUAAGGAUUGUGAUAUUACGUUAAUGACUUAUUUCUGUAAUCUUAAACUUUUGUGGAAUGCACUGUACAAAAUUGGAAUCAUAACUUAAAUAAAUAUCUGAACAGACAA
Perca fluviatilis (European perch) is the source of this 1357-nucleotide messenger RNA. RefSeq names its product vestigial like family member 1 (gene vgll1l). NCBI's taxonomy places the organism in Eukaryota, Metazoa, Chordata, Actinopteri, Perciformes, Percidae. Bases 187 to 774 code for a protein of 195 amino acids. Gene Ontology annotation, cellular component: nucleus. Gene Ontology annotation, biological process: regulation of transcription by RNA polymerase II. The record is from RefSeq and is a predicted model, not a curated record. The transcript has 4 exons.